AUGGCCGCUAUUCGCCUCACCUUAGGCCUCCUCCUCUUUGUGGCUUUGGUGGCAUUGGUGGUCGAAUCGUCGUCAUUGUCAGGUGGUGAUUCUUACUGGGUUGGUGGGCUUGUUGAUUCACGAGCAUGUAAUGGCCUCGUUGGAGACUGUAUUGACGACGCCAAUGAGUUGACGAUGGACUCCGACAUCAGUACUCGACGAUCCCUUAGAGGAAGAGGAAGAAGACCACCACCAAACGCACGGUACAUUAGCUAUGCUGCAUUGUUGAAAAACGCGCCUCCAUGCGUAAGAGGCAGAUCUUACUACGGUUGCAGAUUUGUUGGAAAGGCUAAUCCUUACAGGCGAGAAUGCACCAUGGCUACACACUGUGCAAGGGAUCUCCGUUAA
This is a messenger RNA of Telopea speciosissima, 387 nucleotides long. RefSeq names its product rapid alkalinization factor-like. The record is from RefSeq and is a predicted model, not a curated record. The transcript has a single exon. NCBI's taxonomy places the organism in Eukaryota, Viridiplantae, Streptophyta, Magnoliopsida, Proteales, Proteaceae. The coding region runs from base 1 to 387 and encodes 128 amino acids.